GCCGACGCCGACGAGCAGGCCAUCGGCAGCUCCGCAGAGGCCUCCGGCGCCGCUCCUGUCCCCGGCGGCGGCGCCGCGCCCGCCGCCGGCGGCGCCGAGCGCCAGGGCACGGGCGGCGCGGUGGAGGCCGGCGGUCCCGAGGACGACAGCUCCAGUCGCACCGUCGCCGAGGAGGCGAAUGCCACCGGGGCGGAGGGCGGCAAGGCCGAGGAGGCCGAGGAGACCAAGAGCACCAGCGUCGAGGUGGUCAACCGCACCGACGAGCCGGUGCAGGUGAAGGUCUUCGAGUUCGGGAAGAGCGGGCACGCGUCGCGCCUCUUCAGGAGCCCCAUGGCCGAGGGCACCAUCAGCCCAGGCAUGGGCCGCGUCUUCUCGCUGAAGGCGGACCCAGAUCCCGAGGAGACCAUAUUCGACGUGGAGAUCCGUAUCGGCAAAAAGAGGGCCAAGUGCGAGGAGGGGGCGUGGCGGGCA
Prorocentrum cordatum is the source of this 471-nucleotide messenger RNA. NCBI's taxonomy places the organism in Eukaryota, Dinophyceae, Prorocentrales, Prorocentraceae. The record is from the annotation of a GenBank genome assembly.